AUGGCAUCAUCAAACUCGUAUAAACUCAGGUGCUCAAUUCCAGGCCACGAAAUGGACGUUAGAGGACUUGCAGCUGCUGUUUUUCCAGAGGGAGCAUUCGUUUCUGUAUCCAGAGACCGAACCGGAAGGGUCUGGGUACCAAACUCAAGCCCAGAUAAAGGAUUCACAGAGAUGCACUGCAUGUCCGGCCAUUCGAAUUUUGUAUCCUGUGUAUGUAUCAUUGCCCCCAGUGAAACAUAUCCUCGAGGACUUAUUGCCACAGGAGGAAAUGAUAAUAAUAUUUGUGUUUUCACACUGGACCAACCACAACCUCUCUUCACUCUCAAAGGUCACAAAAAUACAGUUUGCUCAUUAUCUUCUGGAAAGUUUGGAACACUAUUGAGUGGCUCCUGGGACACAACAGCCAAAGUGUGGCUCAAUGAGAAGUGCAUGAUGACUUUACAGGGCCACUCUGCAGCAGUAUGGGCAGUGGUCAUAUUACCUGAACAAGGCCUUAUGCUGUCAGGAUCAGCAGACAAGACUAUAAAGCUUUGGAAAGCUGGUCGAUGUGACAAGACUUUUACAGGUCAUGAGGACUGUGUAAGAGGACUAGCAGUGAUCAGCAACACUGAGUUUUUCUCUUGCAGUAAUGAUACCAGUAUUAGAAGGUGGCUGGUGACAGGGGAAUGUGUACAGGUCUAUUACAGUCAUACCAACUACAUCUACAGCAUCGCUGUCUUCCCCAAUAGCCAAGACUUUGUAACCACAGGCGAGGACAGAACUUUGAGGAUAUGGAGGAAGGGAGAGUGUGCUCAAACCAUUCGCUUGCCUGCUCAGUCUGUCUGGUGCUGCUGUGUUCUGCCUAAUGGUGAUAUAGCUGUUGGAGCCAGUGAUGGAAUUAUCCGUGUUUUUACCGAAGCUGAGGACCGCAUGGCCAGUGCAGAAGACCUACAGGCCUUUGAGGAUGAGCUGUCCAAAGCUACCAUUGAUCCUAAGACGGGUGACCUUGGAGACAUCAAACUGGAGGACCUUCCUGGCAGAGAGCACCUUGAUGAACCCGGGAAUCGUGAUGGACAAACACGUCUGAUUAAAGAUGGAGAGAAGGUUGAGGCGUAUCAGUGGAGCGUCAGUGAUGGCCGCUGGAUGAAAAUUGGAGAUGUGGUCGGAGGCUCAAACCAGCAAACCUCUAAGAGUGUGGUGUAUGAAGGAAAGGAAUACGACUAUGUCUUCACCAUUGAUGUUAAUGAGGGAGGGCCAUCCAUGAAGCUGCCUUACAACGUGACAGAUGACCCCUGGCUGACGGCACACAACUUUUUGCAGAAGAAUGACCUUAGCCCCAUGUUCCUCGACCAGGUUGCCAAUUUUAUCAUAGAGAACACUAAAGGACAUGUGGUAGGACCAGCCCAGCCGGAGAGCGCCGACCCAUUCACUGGAGGUGCUCGAUACAUCCCUGGAUCCUCUGAUGGUGGGACAGGCUUUGGAGCAGAUCCAUUCACAGGCUCUGGUCGCUACAUCCCUGGGUCAGGGCCAAAUCCAACAGCUUCUAUGGGUGUGGCAGAUCCCUUCACAGGUGGAGGUGCGUACUCCUCAGCUUCCCUGAGACAGACUGCAACAAACAUCUACUUCCCCAAGACUGAUGGGGUGACCUUUGAGCAAGCCAAUAGCUCACAGAUUAUUGCCAAGUUGAAGGAGUUGAAUGGCAGAGCCCCUCAGGAGCAAAAACUCUCAGAAGAGGCUCUGGAAAGCAUCGAGAGGCUGCUGUUGUCGGUCUGUGGACCCAGCUCUUCUGAGCCACCUCCAACCAUCCAACAGAUCAGCCUGCUCUGGAAGGCCUCUCACUGGCCUGAAGACAUUGUGUUUCCAGUUCUGGACAUUAUGAGGCUGGCGGUGCGCCACUCACAGGUUAAUGAGAGCCUCUGUGGCGAGGCAGAGGGAGUCCAACUGUGCAACCACCUGUUAAGCCUGAUGCGGCCCGAGGGUCGUCCUGCCAACCAGAUGCUGGCUCUGCGGACCCUGUGUAACUGCUUUAGUGGAAGGAAUGGCCGGGCCCUACUCAUGGCCCAGCGUGAAACGGUGCUAUCACGUGCUGCUGACCUGGCCUCUGUCUGCAACAAAAACAUCCACAUUGCCCUGGCUACUCUGGUGCUUAACUAUGCUGGCUGCUUACACAGCCAGCCUGACCUUGAGGCCAAGGCCCAGUGCCUUUCUGUGGCCAGUAGAGCACUGGAGACGGUACAAGACAAGGAGGCUGUCUUUAGGCUGCUGGUGGCCUUGGGAACCACUGUGGCCUCAGAUCAGACAGCCCAGGACUUGGCUCGUUCCCUGGGUGUCAGUUCUCAGAUCUCCAAGUACUCAUCAGUGUCUGAUCCAUCAAAGGUGGCCGAGUGUUGCCAACUGGUUUUAAAAGAACUACAAUGAUGUUAAUGGUUAGAAAACAAAAGCACUUCUUUCUUAUUAUUAAUCUGUUUGACUUAAACAGUUGUGGAGAAUGAAAGAAUUGUAAAUUGUAUGUUCUGCAAUAAAGAAGAAUGAAUGAAAUCUC
This is a messenger RNA of Sphaeramia orbicularis (orbiculate cardinalfish), 2521 nucleotides long. It is a transcript of the gene plaa, whose product is annotated as phospholipase A2-activating protein. Gene Ontology annotation, biological process: proteasome-mediated ubiquitin-dependent protein catabolic process; ubiquitin recycling. The record is from RefSeq and is a predicted model, not a curated record. Gene Ontology annotation, cellular component: cytoplasm; nucleus. NCBI's taxonomy places the organism in Eukaryota, Metazoa, Chordata, Actinopteri, Kurtiformes, Apogonidae. The transcript is spliced from 14 exons. The coding region runs from base 1 to 2397 and encodes 798 amino acids. Gene Ontology annotation, molecular function: ubiquitin binding.